AUGCGACAUCUGAAGCAACAGGUGACCACUUCUUCUUCUGUGGCGGUUCCCUCGAAGAAAGUCAACUCGGCGAUGGAAUAUUCGGAAGGGAAUAGCAGUAGCGACGGGCAACAACCUCAGUAUCAUAUACCUGGACAUACUCAACAACCGGGAGGGGUUUAUGCCCUUCCUCCAGAGUCGAGACAACCGAGACAACAGCCUCAGCAUGCUCAUCUGAUAUCACAACCCGUUUCGGCAGCACAACAACAACCUUGGGCGGUUCAGCAACAUCCUGGGUAUGUUGAUCAAAGGCAAUACGCUCCACAGAUAUAUUCUCAGUCAUCACAUGAUAGCGGUAUGUCCAUGUCCAUGGUCGAUCCUUCUCAGGUGGCUUAUUUGACUCCUCAGCAACAACACCACGCACAGCAACCGUACAUACAUCCGAGCUAUCAUGUCAACCCCGCCGCCUAUACCCAGCAGCAAUACGCACAGCAGAUGAGUUAUCAACAGCAAUUAGCUUUGCAAUCGACUAUGCAGUCGUCUUUGCUCAUGGCCGGACACCCGCCACAGCAACCUCUUUUACACCAUCCCAUCAAUCAAAGCCUCCCACCUCAAACGGUUCCGCAACAAGAACUACAUCCAUCUUUUUAUCAGCAACCGCCGAAACUUGGAAGAUUGCCAGCUGACAGGCCACUCAUAAAGCUAUCUGUUUCGUUGAUUGACACUUAUAAACGCAUCAAUACUGUAUACUACGAAGAACGAGAUACCAGGCGACCGACGCGAACCAAGGAAAAGACAAAGAAGGGUCAAGGAGUCAAGAACCAUGGGUGGGACGACGACAACUACGAUUACAUUAUCAAUCCAGGCGAGUUGUUUUAUAAUCGAUAUCGAAUACAAGAACGAAUAGGAAAGGGUAGUUUUGGUCAAGUCGUUCGAGCAGAAGACAUUGAAACGAAGCAGGAUGUUGCCAUCAAGAUUAUCAAAUCCAAGAAACCAUUCCAAAUGCAAGCGAAAACAGAGAUUGAACUGUUAACUCACUUGAACCAGAAGGAUCCUGAUGACGAAAACAAUAUAGUACGACUGAUCGAUCAUUUCAUGUACCGGGACCAUCAAUGUCUUGUAUUCGAGAUGCUAUCGCUAAAUCUUUACGAGCUAUUGAAAAAUACACAGUUUGCAGGCGUAUCACUAAACCUAAUACGCAAAUUCGGAAAGCAAGUGUUGAAAUCACUCAUGUUCUUGGCCCGAGAGGACGUGGACGUGAUACACUGUGAUUUGAAACCGGAGAAUAUCCUUUUGCGUCAUCCCAAGAAGAGUGGAAUCAAGGUCAUUGAUUUUGGAUCAUCGUGUAGGUCAAACAAGAGGAUGUAUUCCUACAUUCAAAGUCGGUUUUACCGAUCGCCUGAGGUAAUGUUGGGAUUGCCGUACUCCACUGCUAUCGAUAUGUGGAGUCUCGGUUGUAUUCUAGCAGAAAUGCACACAGGAGAGCCUCUAUUCUCCGGUUCGGAUCAAUUUGACCAAAUGCAAAAGAUCGUCAAGAUUCUUGGCAUGUUACCUACCCACAUGCUUGAUAAGGCGAAUGAGCAAAACAGGCACCAGUUCUUUGAUCGUGUGAGAAAUAGGCAGACAGGCAGGGAAGAAUGGAUUCUGAGGCAGGAAAAAGUGGUAUCCAACGCUAGUGGCCAGCCACCUCCGCCACCGGGCCGAGAUGACGCAGUGAAAAAGGAGCCGAUAAUUCCCAGUCAAGAUCCUAUUGCCUCAUUGUCGCAGCUCAUUCGAGCAGAAACUAAUCGCAAGAAGAAGUAUCCACCAAGCGAAACUGGGAAUUCAACGCGGAAUUAUGAUCUCUUUGUUGACUUGAUUCAAAGAAUGCUGACAUUCGAUCCGAAGGAGAGGAUCACACCACAAAUAGCCCUGCACCACCCGUUUAUCGCUGCGGCAGACUGA
This is a messenger RNA of Cylindrotheca closterium, 1923 nucleotides long. Lineage: Eukaryota; Bacillariophyta; Bacillariophyceae; Bacillariales; Bacillariaceae. The record is from the annotation of a GenBank genome assembly.